This is a messenger RNA of Sporisorium graminicola, 3603 nucleotides long. RefSeq lists its product as uncharacterized. The record is from RefSeq and is a predicted model, not a curated record. Gene Ontology annotation, molecular function: DNA binding. Gene Ontology annotation, cellular component: nucleus. The transcript has 2 exons. The coding region runs from base 1 to 3603 and encodes 1200 amino acids. NCBI's taxonomy places the organism in Eukaryota, Fungi, Basidiomycota, Ustilaginomycetes, Ustilaginales, Ustilaginaceae.
AUGAAAUCGCAGAAACACUCACAACCACCAUCCUCCCAACCCUACACGACGAGAGCAAAUGACAAGGUCAUGAGACAGGCCACUCUGCCAUGGGCUGCUCCACCACUGCCGUCCAGCAGGCCCGAACAUCAUCAUCCACUUUCGCAUCUUGCAGACCAUAUCGAGCAACCUGCCGAGUUCGAUUCGAUCCUUCCAGACUUGGACGCUCCACCAUGUCAGACCAGCACACCUCCCUUACUAUACGAGCUUGACCCGUCGCUACAGCUCGAUCCAGCUCUAUUCUCGAGCUCGCAAGAUGCUGCUGCUAUCGGUGCAGGCCAACCGGCUGUUGACAUUCUGGCUCCGGGAUCCGGGCCUCCUCACAAACCUGACCUGACAGCAUCGCCUUCUUCUUCGUCCGCCACUUCUGGGGUAACAUUGAGCGCCGGUCUUGUUGCAUCAACGCAGCAGACUCAGUUAUCCUCUGCACCGGAAACAGACACAGUGCUCCCUGCUGAGCCUGCUGAAACGGCGCCCGACCCCUCUCUCACAGCCGUCACAUCUGUACCGACAUCAGCACAGCCCGAGACCAAAUCGUUACCACACCUACAUCCUUUCUUCAGACCAGGUGGUACCUCCAACCACUCGACCGACUCGAACGACGAAUCAGACACCGAAAACAGACGGCCCGCUCGUUCCAGCCGAACCAAAGCCCCCGUCUCCUAUCGCGAGGACCUCAAGGCUGUCCUACGUGCAGAUGCCGCAAAGGAGUCAGCGCGCCUCAAGGAGGAAAAGCGAAAGGCAAAGCUCGAAGCCAGUGCUGCGAAAAGGGCACUCAAGUCGGUCAAAGUCAAGCCAAGUCAGCCUGGUUCGACCGUCAACAGCGAUGCGGACGACUUUGAGCUCCUCGAGACUCGCGUUGCCACUUCCACCGGGUCGAACGCCAGCAAGGCUCAUCAGCCCUCCGGUGAAGCUGCAGCUGCUCAAUCGUCAUCCUCGUCCAAGCCUCAACAAUCUCCUAAACACGUCGAACCCAAGCCGCUCAGCUUGGCAGUCAAGGGUACCGGUGCAGCUGCUGCUGCCAACCCACACCCCUUCUUCACCAAGAAGCCCAAGCAACAACCUCUUCCGCCAAUAGACGUCGACACUGAUUCCAGCCAAGGUGGUGACAACAACGAAGCACCGUCCUCGUAUUCGAUAGAUCCAAAGGGCAAAGCGCCCGCUACGACAAAGUCGACAUCGGCAUCCGAUUCUUCACCUGCGUCAUGGAGCCUGUUUUCGACACACAGAGUUUCUUCGUCCAAACCGAAGAAACCACUCUACGCGCCCUGGCCCACUCUGCAAGAUACUCACGUCGUGGGUCUGCUGGAGACCGAAAACGAGCUCCUCUCACGUGCUCAGAUCAAUCUCGCAGCUUUUCGCUCUUGCUGGCAACCUGGCCCCUCCAGCUCGACCAUAAAACACAGCGGACCAGCUCCACCGCCCGACUUUGUCAGCCGGAUGAAUCGCACUCGACCUCGGCCCCACCUCGAUAGCAUCUCGCUCCUGGGCUCGGACGUGUUCGGCUCGCGCGAUGACUUUCUUGCACAGGUCGACGCCAGCAACCUCUCUCCACAGGCUUGCACAUCCGUCGCUCAACAGGCAGAAUCAUGUCGCACAUCCGGCCAGCUGUGGACCGACGCCUUCCGCCCGCACCUUGCAUCUGCCUGCCUGGGCAACGAGACCAAUGCGGGCUACCUGCGCGACUGGCUGCGUCGCCUGCUCGUCGCAGCACCCGGCUCGGUCAGGACUACAGACAGUAAGCGCAAGCAUGCCGUUCAGCGUCGUGUCGAUCGCAGGCGCAAGAAGAGGGUCAGACGAGGUUACAGCGAUGAUGAUGACGAUGAUAGCGAUGAUAUGGCCGAUUUCAUCGUCGACGAUGACGACGAGGAGGAGGAGGACGAAGAUGCGGAGGGCGAGUAUGACGAAUCGAUUGUCAACGAGGGAUGGUUUUCCAAAUUUGCAAAGAUCGAUCGCAGCACGACGGUCACCGACGAAGGUGAAAGCGUCGACGUCGAGUCGUCUCAGGGCACAGCUAUUGCAGAGUCAACCCCUCAGGAGGCUACCUCACAGCAAAACCCAUCGCAACGCCAUCGUUUUGCAUCGCUCGACAGGCUCACCAACUGCAUGCUUCUUACAGGACCCAGUGGCAGCGGCAAGACCGCCUCGGUCUACGCCUGCGCCGCCGAACUCGGCUACGAGGUCUUUGAGCUUUACCCGGGCAUGGGUAAGCGCAGCGGCAAAGAGCUCCUCGCCGCCGUAGGCGAUCUCGGCCGCAACCACAUGGUCUCUUCCGGUGGGAUCGGUGGAGGUGCCACGUUCAAGAAGCCACCGCAGCAGAGCUCGGCGUCCCCUGCAGCAGCGGGAUCGGCAGUUGGACCGACAACGACAACGACAACGACGGUGCGACAGUCGCUUAUCCUCAUUGAAGAAGCUGACGUGCUGUUCGAAGAGGAUAAGGGGUUUUGGGCGGCCGUGGUCGAGCUCGUUGCGGAGAGUAAACGACCCGUAGUGGUGGUGUGCAAUGACCUCGAGUUGCUGCCUGUGCACGAUCUGCCUGUGCAACAUGUGCUCGAAUACACGAAUCCGCGGGUAUCGGACCAACUAGUGCCGUGGCUGCAGACGGUAGCCGCGCACAUGGGCCGCCUCGUCAAUUCGGACCAAGUGCAAACCAUGCUUCGCCACCUGCCCUCGACCACGCACGCCCUCGACACGGGCGAUCCAACGCACGCCGAUCUGCGCCAAGCUCUGCACCAGCUGCAGUUCGGACACCUCGCCUGCACCGCCCCUCGCCACGAACAGCAGCGCGAUUGGCUGCAAACGCUCGCACCAGCAGCGGGGACAGCGGACAUGAAAGCACUCGCUCGCGCAGCCGAAUCGCGCAGUGUCGCCGACGUCUUGGAAUCCGCUCUGAACAGCGGAAACACAGCAGCAGAGAUGGACGCAUUCGGAGACGCCGGUGUUGACACGUCGAGGUCUUCGAGACAGUGGGGGGCGUGGGUGCAGUUGGUGCCCAGCCCGCUGGCGUCUCAGCAGCAGCGGCAGGCGGUUGUUGGAAUUGCGGAGGGGAUGGGUGCGCAUCUCGAGUACCAAUCGACGCUCGGGGAGAUGCAUGCUUCCUUGGUAGGGUUGGGCUCGAUCGAGGAUCAUGACAGUGGAGUAGAGGCGGAUCGACGGAUGAAGCGUCUACAGGACCGGCAAGCCGCACGAUUGCACACACUCAUCCAGCCUUUACUCACACCCUUGCGCCAUUCAUCGUCGCGCCUCCCACCAUCGCUCGUCACGGACUACGCACCCAUGAUCCGACUCAUGGCACUCGUGGACGAAGACCUGGCUCAGAUUCACGCCUCGCUCCGCCUCCAACAGCAGCAGCAGCAGCAGCAGCAGCAGGUCGAGUCCUCUUCUUCGGCGCAAGAAGCGCCAGCGGUGGCGGGAAUGGCGCGAGGGAGGUCGACGAGGACGUCGCGCGCAGCUGCGUUCACCUCGUGGCUGACGGGGACGCCGGAGUACGGGUACGAGCGGUGGCUGGGGGCGAUGGGGCCGGAACAGGUGGCGGUGGCGCAGUCGACCAGGUUGACGUUCUGA